Molecule: messenger RNA, 1086 nt
Organism: Talaromyces marneffei
Lineage: Eukaryota; Fungi; Ascomycota; Eurotiomycetes; Eurotiales; Trichocomaceae
Exons: 3
Coding region: 1-1086 (361 amino acids)
Source: RefSeq, a predicted model, not a curated record
AUGUUUGGAAUAUUUGCAGAUCUCCUCUCAUCGGUUAUCACCAUUCUUUUUCCAGCCUUUGCUUCAUACAAAGCUAUUCGAUCCGGGAACCCCGCUCAUCUCACACCAUGGUUGAUGUACUGGGUUGUUCUGUCGGGGAUAUUGCUGGCUGAGUCAUGGACCGUGUUUAUUAUCGGAUGGUUCCCCUUCUACAGCUGGAUCCGUCUCUUCUUCCUUUCGUAUCUCGUCCUUCCGCAGACCCAAGGCGCCCGCAUCCUCUUCCAAGAAUAUGUCGAUCCAUUCUUCGAGCAACACGAGCGCGAAAUCGAAGAGUUCAUCGGACACGCUCAUGAGCGUGCCAAAGCGCUAGGUCUGCAGUAUUUCUACCAGCUCAUAGAUAUAAUCCGCGAGAAAGUCCUUGGUAUGCCAUCCCAACAACAGCAGCAACAAAUGGCUCCUCCUCAAGCUGCGGGUGCUACCGGAUACGCUCAGGCACUACUCUCACGAUUUAACCUCCCCUCAGCCAACGCCGUACCGGGUGCCGCAGCCGCAGCCGGAGCAGAUUGGUUCUCGAUGGUGACCACAGCUCUCAGCACAGCAACCUCUUCCUCGACAGCCCCGACCCAAAGCCGGGAGGCACAAAUCGAACAACUCUCUGCAAGCGGCGCGUUUGACACAGAGCAAUAUAAACAUCUUUCCCGCUCCCAAAAGGCGCGUCUGUAUUCCUCUCAGCGUGAGAAGUUGGAAGUUCUCGCGGCUGCUCUACAGAAAGAAGAGACUAGACUACACAAUACCACUCCGGGCAGUAGUGAUGAUGAUGACGACGACCUUGCUUAUGGGCAUGGUCCGGCUCCAUUGCAUAAAAACGCGAGUGAGCAUUCAUUUGAUCAGAUCGAUGCUGAUGAAUUGAGUGGAUCGCGAUAUCCUGCCGGCAAUGAAGGAGGCAGCGGCGGCGGUGGUUGGACGAGCGGUUGGUUUGGCGGUAGUAGUACGACCACGACACAGAAAAGGCCGUCUUCAGGUCCUAAGAGGAAUGUAUCCGACUCAGUGAAAUUUGCGUCCAGGGCGGUUGAUGAGAUUAGCCGUGCUUCAGGUUAUUCUAGAUGA